This is a messenger RNA of Dibothriocephalus latus, 198 nucleotides long. The record is from the annotation of a GenBank genome assembly. Lineage: Eukaryota; Metazoa; Platyhelminthes; Cestoda; Diphyllobothriidea; Diphyllobothriidae.
AUGCACGCGCUUACCUUUCCCUUCUCCCAUUCGCUGUUUGCUCCCUUCAACGUUCGUGUGGUGAUAGUACGGCUAGAAAUUUGGAAGACUGAUCGGGUCAGAAUGGAUGUUGAAGAUCAUCAUUUGCUGAAGACUCUGGCAAACUUCAAACGUACGCGGACCGAUGUUCGUCACGAUUGCCUGCAUGCUAUCGUGUAA